Molecule: messenger RNA, 1376 nt
Organism: Capsella rubella
Lineage: Eukaryota; Viridiplantae; Streptophyta; Magnoliopsida; Brassicales; Brassicaceae
Product: N-acetyl-D-glucosamine kinase
Exons: 7
Coding region: 183-1205 (340 amino acids)
Source: RefSeq, a predicted model, not a curated record
AAAAAGUCAGCAAGGCAGAGAGAUAUAUCUUUCCACGAAAUUGAAAAAUUUGAGGUAUCUCCCGAUUCCCAAAUCUUGAUCGACGAUCGAAAGGGCCUCUAAUUUCUCACUGACUUCUCUCAACUCUCGAAGAACCAUUUCUCCAUCUUCCUUGAUCUCAUCUGAGUUGGUGUUAUCUCUAAAUGAGGAAUCCACAUAGCAAUGGAGAAGCUACGGGCGAGAACGGCUUCGGAGAUGGCGUUAUCUUAGGCCUUGAUGGUGGCGCCACCUCAACUGUUUGCGUUUGCGUUCCAUAUUUCUCGUUCGGAGAUCGUUUCCCGGAUCCUCUUCCGAUCCUCGGUCGUGCCGUCGCCGGUUGUACCAAUCGCAACAGCGUUGGAGAAACUGCAGCAAGGGAUUCACUAGAGCAAGUAGUUUCUGAGGCACUUGCACAAUCGGGGUCUGAUAAAUCAGAUGUUCGCGGUGUAUGCUUAGGUGUUUCAGGUGUAAAUCAUCCCUCGGACCAGGAAAAAAUAGAAAAUUGGAUAAGGGACAUGUUCCCUAGUCAUGUCAAGGUCUAUGUUCAGAAUGAUGCUAUAGUGGCUUUAGCUAGUGGAACCAUGGGAAAGCUCCAUGGCUGUGUUCUAAUCGCUGGUACAGGAUGUAUAGCCUAUGGCUUUGGUGAAGAUGGCAAGGAGGCUAGGGCUUCUGGUGGAGGACCAAUCUUAGGCGAUUGGGGAAGUGGCUAUGGAAUUUCUGCACAGGCCUUAACGGCGGUGAUCAGAGCUCAUGAUGGUCGUGGCCCAGAAACGCUGCUUACAAGUACCAUCUUAAAAGCACUUGGACUUAGUUCUCCAGAUGAACUCAUCGGGUGGACAUACGCUGAUCCAUCGUGGGCACGUAUCGCGGCUCUUGUUCCUCACGUAGUAUCUUGUGCAGAAGCUGGUGAUAAAAUUUCAGAUAAGAUCUUGGUUGAUGCAGCUGAUGAUUUAGCUCUAAGUGUGAAAGCUGUUGUACAAAGACUUGGUUUAUGUGGCGAAGAUGGCACAGCUUCUUUCCCAGUUGUAAUGGUAGGCGGAGUCCUAAACGCUAAUCGGAAAUGGGACACUGGAAAAGAAGUCUCAAACCGCAUUAUCCGAUACUUUCCCGGGGCUCAAACUAUCAUACCAAAGGUAGAGCCAGCUGUUGGAGCAGCAUUGUUGGCCAUGAACUUCUUAACAAGUUAACAACAGAACCAGUCGGUCACGUAAAGCAUUAUUAUUUGCAAUCAAUGUUUCUAACAUUUAGACAUGCCAUAGUGAUAUAUAUGUUUUUUUCCUUACUGUGGUUAUGGGUACAUAUGUACAAUAGCGCAUAAGAAUGUCGUUGUCAAUUUCCAAUUCUUUUUUUUGAUGAUC